AUGAUGUUCAACAGACAAACAAGCCUAUGGAUGGGAGACCUGGACCAAUACAUGGACGAAGACUUCCUCAAGCAGGCUUUCAGUGCCAUGGGAGAGUCACCUCUUGGAGUGAAGAUCAUCACUCACAGAAUAACAGGUGGUUCUGCAGGAUACUGCUUUGUGGAACUAGCAGAUGAAGAGAGUGUUGAGCGUUGCGUUCAGCGGCUCAAUGGAAAACUGGUGCCUGGGUCAAACCCGGAACUAACUGGAGUGGGCAAAAGGCUGGUCUGGGUGGUAGAGCCCCGCAAGUUUAAACUAAACUAUGCCACUUAUGGAAAAAGACCAGAGCCAGGACCAGAGUUCUCAGUGUUUGUUGGUGACCUGGCCUCUGAGGUGGACGAUUACCAGCUGCACCAAGCUUUUAAGAAGUACCCCUCUUGCAAAGGAGCCAAAGUAGUCACUGAUCAGUACGGCUACUCCAGAGGCUAUGGGUUUGUCAAGUUUGGGGACGAGAACGAACAGAAGAAAGUCAUUGAAGAAUGUCAAGGAAUGGUGCUAGUCGGCAAGCAACUCAGACUGAGCAUCGCUGUUGCAAAGAGUCAGAAGGUGGUCACUUACCAAGGUCAGAGUACGUAUCCCAACUACAGUCCGACCCAAACCAGCUAUUAUGGCAGCACUGGUGGGACAGGAGCAUAUUACCCACAGUGGGGAAGCUAUGAUCAGUACAGCGGAUAUGGCACAGGCUACAACACUGGUUACAACACUGGCUACGGCACAGGCUAUAGUUACAACUACGGCCCGUAUGGAUAUCCACCUCCUGGUCACAUGAUUCCCCCGCCUCCUGUGAGUGGCCCAUCGUCUGCGCCUACAGACACAACAGCUGCCACAGAUCAAAGUCAAGAGACGACCAAUCCAGUUGUGACUGAGAGCACGGAAGAUCCUCUAUCUGUCUGUGACGUGGACCAGCGGAACAAAGACUUUAUGCAGCAAAGUGAGGAGCUCUAUGAGGCUUUAAUGAACUGUCAUUGGGAACCGCUGAACUCUAUGGACUCCUCUGUUCCCUCGUGCUAA
This is a messenger RNA of Knipowitschia caucasica, 1050 nucleotides long. NCBI's taxonomy places the organism in Eukaryota, Metazoa, Chordata, Actinopteri, Gobiiformes, Gobiidae. The record is from the annotation of a GenBank genome assembly.